CGUUCCUUCUGGCAGCGUUGGGAAGCCAUCCUGGUCUUCCCAGGCGCUUCUUCGGUGCUUGCCUCCAGUUAGGGCGGCCUGGGUAUUUUGCCCCGAAGGCCUCCGUGGUGCGCAUGUUUAGGCAGAGAAGAAGGCUGGGCCGUGCUGGGAGCUGCAGGGCCUUUUUUGUCCUGCCUAAACACGCCUAGGAUUGCGGCUUAGAUGGAGCACCUGACAACGUCGGCCUGUUAAUAUUUACAUCCUACUAUUCGCUCCCUCGUUCUGCAAGGAACCUAAGACUUCCCUCUUUGCUAUUUUGUUUUCACAACAGCUUUGUUACCUACCAAUGGCUAUCGCUUGUACUGUGGUGCAUCAAGGGCUAUUGCCCACAGUGGUUAUGUGGAUCACCCAAGGUUAUCUAUAAGUAUUGCUUGUCUGUGUAACUGUAUCUUUUGCAAGAAACUCUGGGUAAUUUACAUUUUAUUCUCACAUCUCUGUGAGGUAGGUUUGACAGAAGUACUCGCUUGUCUUGCUAAGGUUGUGAGUAUCUGAUCUGCCAGCUGUCCCUGGACUGCAGCUCCGAUUAUCACUCACUGCUGGGUGUGUUUGCUUGUGGUGAUAGGCAUUGCAGUCCAGCAGCAUCUGGAUCCAAACUGAUGGAUUCAGCAUCCAUCAGUUUAAGCUGGCAUAACCUCUGGUGAGCAAUGAUAGGAACUGCAGUCCAGGAACAACUGGAGGUCCAGACACUCCCCAUGUGGUGUAACCCAACUCUCUAUUUUCACUGCCACUCUUCAGGAACGUAGGAAGGUUCUUUAUGCCAGAGCAGACCAUUGGGCCAGCUGUCCCACUGUCAUCCAGUCUGACUGGCAGAGGCUGUCUAGGGUCAUGGGCAGGGUUCUUUCCUGGCACCUUUGUGUUGGAGAUACUAGUGUUUGCAUGCAGGCACCCUCUGCUACUAAAUUACGUUUUCUACCUAAGGAAACAGGAAAAACUAGCAAAAUACAUGUUUGGUGUAACUUGAGUUUCCCUCUUCUCCAGUCAUGUUCUCUUCAAACUCCAGUUUCUCAGCUAAUUGCACCAUGGCUUCAGUGCUCUUCUCCUUAAGUUCCUUAUUUUCUGGAGCCUCUUCCCAGUCCUCAACCUGCCCUGCAAUGAUAUUCUUCAAGCCACCGCAGCCCAACUAGACUGAUAGCUUGUGUUUUUCUUAUGCAAGCUGCAGCACUGACAUUCUGAGAGCAUCUUUCCCCAAGUGCUCAGAAUGUAUGAAAACAUUCUGCAUGGUUACAUUGGCUCAACUGAUCAGUGACGGGGGGGGGGGGGGGGUUUGCAGAUAAAUUUGCAGCACAAUAUAGAUAUUUGUAUUUUUCCAUUCAUCAGCGUAAGAAAAAAGUUUUUUAUUUCAUUUGCCUUGCUGUUAGCAAUGAGAAGCUUAGCCUCUUCAAUGCGUAUAAAUUAAGUAUCUACCUUCUUGUGGACAGAGGCACUCUGUUUUUGACAACUUAGAGGCAAGAAAAUGAAUACACGUUUUUCUCCUUGCUGCAUCUUCAUGUUGGGAAAGGUUUCAUCUGUCUGCUUAAAUUGCUGGAAGAAAGACAGCUGUUAGAACAAGAGAUCCUUUUCAUGUGGGUAGAAAAGCAUGACUGACUUGCUCUGGCCUUGAUUCCCCUGGCAAAUGUGGCUAUGAUAGAUUACACCCUGGAAUUCCUAACAGCAUCUGGGGUGGAAGAAACCUUCGUCUUCUGCAGUUGGAAGUCAGCAGAGAUCAAGGAGCAUAUACAGAAGUCUAAGUGGGGGAGUCCAGCCUCUCCAAACACCGUGCAGUUUGUGACCUCGGACCUCUUCCGCUCACUGGGUGAUGUCUUGAGGGAUGUCGAUGCCAAGUCGCUUGUCCGUUCUGACUUCAUCCUCGUCUCCGGAGAUGUAGUGUCCAACAUAAAUGUUUCUUCAGCUUUACAGGAACACAGGCAGAGGCGUAAGCUGGAGAAGAAUGUGUCUGUGAUGACAAUGAUUUUCAAAGAGUCCAAACCAGGUCACCGAUCCAGGUGCCAGGAAGAUGACAUUGUCCUUGCCAUGGACAGCGCUACAAAACGAGUGUUGCACUAUCAGAAAACUCAAGGGCUGAAGUGUUUCCGGUUUCCCAUGAACCUGUUCCAGAGCAAUAUUGAAGAAGUGCAAGUACGACAUGAUUUGUUGGACUGUCACAUUAGCAUCUGCUCACCCCAGGUGGCUGAGCUUUUCACAGAUAACUUUGAUUAUCAAACUCGGGAUGACUUUGUCCGUGGCCUUUUGGUGAAUGAAGAGGUCCUGGGCAACCAGAUCCAUAUGCACGUGACAGCCGAAGAAUACGGCGCCCCAGUGUCCAACCUGCUGAUGUACGAGUCAGUGUCCUUUGACAUCCUGCAGCGCUGGGUCUAUCCCAUGACUCCAGAGAUGAACCUCACUAACAACAAGAGGCAGAGCUGCGCUCAUUCCCGGCACAAUAUCUACCGGGGGGCGGAGGUGAGCCUGGGCCACGACAGUAUCCUGGAAGAAAAUGUCCUCAUUGGGCAGGGAACUUCUGUUGGCCGAAAAUGCUUGAUAACCAACAGUGUCAUUGGCCCCAACUGCAAGAUAGGCGAUGAGGUGAUUCUAGACAGGGCGUUCCUCUGGGAUGGCGUCUGUGUCGGCGACCACGUGAAAAUCCAGCAGUCAAUCGUUUGCGAUGAGGUCGAGGUGAAGAAGGGGGUGACACUGAAUCCUCGCUGUGUCCUCAGCUUCCAGGUGGUAGUGGGCCCUGACAUUGUCCUUCCGGAAGGCACUGUCAUCUCUCUGCAUCCUGCAGAUGAAGAAGAGGAAGACGAUGAUGAGUUCAGUGAUGAUUCUGGGGUGACCAAAGAAGACAGCAAAGCGAAGCUAAAAGGUUACAACGUCGCAGAGGUUGGCUUAGAGGGCAGAGGCUAUGUCUGGAAAGCGGAGGAUGGGAACGACGCAGAUCAGGAGGAGCAAAGGCAAAGUCUUUGGGGCCCCACUGUAGUUGCCGAAGAAGAAAGCGAGACGGAAAGCGAAGUGAGUCUUGGAUCCGAGCAGCUAGACAGUCGGCCAGUUUCCCCUCAGUUGGAUGACAUCAAAGUUUUCCAGAAUGAGGUGCUGGGCACGCUGCAGAGGGGUGAGGAGGAGAACAUCUCCUGUGACAACCUGGUUCUGGAGAUCAACUCUCUCAAGUUUGCCUACAAUAUCGGCCUGAAAGAGGUCAUGGAGGUGCUGAGUCGGGUGGUUCUGGAAUUCCCUCUGCAGCAGAUGAAUGCAGAAAAAGACCCUCAACACUACUGCAUGCUGGUAGUUCAGCUGCUAAAGAACUGGGCUCCUGUUUUCAAGAACUUCAUAAAGCGGUCGUCAGAUCACUUGGACGCCUUGCACGCCAUUGAAGAGUUCUUCCUCGAGCAUGAAGGCCUCUGCAUGUCUUUGGCCAAAGUACUGAUGACUUUCUACCAGCUGGAAAUUUUAGCAGAAGAGAUGAUCCUCACCUGGUUUUCUCAAGGUAACCCAUCUGAUAGAGGCAAGCAACUUCGUAAAAACCAGCGGCUUCAGAAGUUUAUCCAGUGGUUGGAAGAGGCUGAAGAGGAGUCAUCUGAGGAAGAGCAAAGCUGACUUGGUGAGCCUCUGUCAGAAAGAGAUGCCCCUGCUCCCUGUUUCCAAGAGGAAGGGCUGCAGAGCCGGGCUGGCCUGAUGAGGUGGCAGAGCAAGAGCAAGACCUGGUGCGUGGCGUGUAUGUGUGAGACCUGAGCAUCCAAGCUGGCUGACAGCCCCGUUGCUGUUUAUUUGUGUACUUAGCAGCUACCCCUGGAAAGGCCCCUCAUGUGGGACAGUGAGAGAACAGCUGGUGGGAAAAGCCAGGGACCUGUGUAAUGUCUAAGGCCUUUCUGAGUCGUGUAUAUAUAGGUAUACACAUACACACACAAAUGAGUAUACAUAAGCUAUCCGUGGUGGCAGGAGUGGGGGCUUCUGGCUGCUACUAUCGAUGGUGACAGGGGCAAAGACACGCGGAUCCUACGGCAGACGUGACUGUUGGGGUUGAACCACUUCCGAGCUACGUAAAGGGGUCUGAUGAGAUCGGCUUAAGGGAAGCUUUUGACUUUGCACGGGUGCUGCUACCUGACAUCCUGCUCAGUGGUUCAAGGGCCAGCUGGUAAAGCGGGAGAGAGAGAGAGCGCAAGGUGCCCUUGUCAGAGGCAGAGCUGUCCCUUGAUACCAAGAGCUUGAGCUGCAUGGAAACAGUCACCUUUCCUGAAGGACCGGUUUGUUUUGCAGUCAGGCAAGCUUCCAUUUUGGCUCAGAUGUCCACCUGGCACUGCUGCCUUUGCUAACGUCAUGGAGCCUUUUCUGUUUUGCAUCGGUUCACACACCAAGGGGAAAAUGUUCACCUACCUCACAAGGAGUAUGUCUGUAAUUGGGAAAAAGAUCUGCUGAGUAACUGUUCUUACGUUUUGAUAGUGGGACCCUUUUGUCCAUGCCCAUCCUUGCAGACUGUUCUGACUUUGGAUCUGGAAGUGUGGGUCCAUGUCCCCUACCCUGUUGCAGAGGAACAGAUGUUCCUGGUAUCAAUUAGGAGCUGCUGGAGUCUGUCCCCUGCAACUGCUGACAAAUAGAUAAAUAAUCUCACUUCAGAACCUUCGAGUUCUGCUUUGUCUCCAUGAUUACACUGACAAAGCACAGAUCCAAACCUGUGCACAGAUCCAAGGUCAGUCCUGCAGCCCACAUAAAAUCCUUUGAUAAUUAAUUCUACAGGUUUGCAAACAAUGUUUUUUAUAAUUUAAGAAAAAUUUCUGUUUCCUCUUAAAAGUUGCCAUUAGAAAGUCUGUGGUUCUGGGUUUGGCAUAAGAGUCCAUGGUAGCAUUUCUUUCCUUUCACCAUGCAUCCCUCUCAUCACUGACAAGUCAUCCAAUAGCCAACUUCUCUUGGUCACAAUCCAGCCAUCAUUCUGCUAAUGGGAGUAUGUAGGGUCCAGCGAGCAACAGUUUGGGUUGCUUUGUUCUUGUCCCUUUUUCUUCCUUCUGGAAAAGCGUAGCAACAGAUGAAGGAACACAAGGCUCUGCCAGUCUUGGGGAGCUGUAACCAUUGGACCUUGCUGUUGCUUCUUUUGGGCACACGUCAAGUUACCAGAAUGUCUGGGGAGACGUUGCCUGUGGAGUGGGAAGCGCUUGAACACUGGCACUAGUGUCGGGCUUCUCUUGUCACCACAUCCUCUUGUAAAUGUUGGGAAAGAAGUGCUUUUUCUGUGCCUGCCAAUAUUUAAUUUGGGGAGCAAUUAAACAUCCCUGCUAUAAAGAA
Molecule: messenger RNA, 5286 nt
Organism: Varanus komodoensis (Komodo dragon)
Lineage: Eukaryota; Metazoa; Chordata; Lepidosauria; Squamata; Varanidae
Gene: EIF2B5
Product: eukaryotic translation initiation factor 2B subunit epsilon
Exons: 16
Coding region: 1660-3606 (648 amino acids)
Biological process (GO): biosynthetic process
Cellular component (GO): eukaryotic translation initiation factor 2B complex
Molecular function (GO): translation initiation factor binding; guanyl-nucleotide exchange factor activity; translation initiation factor activity
Source: RefSeq, a predicted model, not a curated record